CUCGAAGCAGUGUGACCGAACGGAGCCGCGGGGGGCAAAAGGCAUCCAAAGUAUAUAGAGCCACCCGGCCCACCCACCGGGGUAGAACGGUUACACCACACCAGCCCACUUGUAAUUACACAGCCAACCACAAAAUGGCAAAGACCCUGGACUACGAUGUCCUCAUAAUCGGUAGCGGCAUGUCUGGCAUGGCCCUUUGUGUCCAAGCCGACCGCAAGUUUGGCCCCAACGUGCGUAUUGGUCUUGUAGAGAAGAGCGGAGAUCUCGGCGGUACUUGGCAUCUCAAUACCUACCCUGGAGCAGGAUGCGAUAUUCCUUCGCACUUUUACAGUUUUGAUUUCGCACCCAAUCCCGAAUGGAGCCAUUUCAUGUCUCGUCGUGAUGAGAUUUGGAAGUACCAGCAGGAAGUCGGCCGCAAAUUCAAGAUUCACGAUCGUACACGUUUCAAUACUGGCUGCAAUGGCGCAAAUUGGGAUGCCGAAGACCGUUCUUGGAUUGUGCACUGCGAAGAUCAACUCACAGGCAAUAAGUAUGACAUUCGCACUCGCAUUCUCGUACCAGCUGUUGGCGGUUUGCACUUGCCGAAUGAUAUUGGCAUUCAGGGCAGCGAAACGUUCAAGGGGCCAAUCUUCCACUCUGCACGCUGGGAAAAAGACGUCGACCUCAAGGGCAAGAACGUCAUUGUCGUGGGAAACGGCUGUAGCGCGACCCAGUUCGUGCCUAUUGUGUGCAAGGAAGCCAAGCAAGUGCGACAAUUUGUGCGUUCGAUGCACUUUCUUAUGCCAGAUCCAAACUUCAAGUACAGUUCCUUCGCGCGUAUGCUCUUCCGCUACGUGCCGUUCCUCAUGAAGAUUUACAGGCUUUUGAUUGCAUCUGUCUUGGAUGCGUCCUUCGCCAUGUUUUACGUCAAGGGCAUCGGCAAGCACUUGCGACGUAUUCACCAGAAGCAAACACUCAAGUACAUUCGCGAUCGUUGCCCGCAAAAGUAUCACGACAUUGUUGUGCCAGACUUCCAGAUUGGCUGCAAGCGACGCGUUAUGGAUACCGGCUACCUCGAUUGCCUGCAUCGUGAUAACAUGGACGUCACGCGUGAUGGACUUGUUCAGAUCAAGGAGAACAGCGUUGUUACCAAAUCUGGCCAGGAGUACCCGGCAGAUGUGAUCAUCCUUGCCAACGGCUUCAAGGUUGGCCAAUUCGUGGUCGACAUCCGCGGCAUCAAUGGCGAAUCUCUUCAAGAGCACUGGAAGAAGUACCAGGGUCCUGAGGCUUACUUCUCGACAUGUUUGAAUGGUUUCCCCAACAUGUUCUUGUCGAUGGGCCCCAACUCCGCGACUGGCCACUUUUCCUAUCUGUUCACAUCGCAAAGGCAGUCAGACUUCAUCAUUAGACUCUUGGAAGAGGUCAUCCCCACCAAUGGCAAGGCUGACAAGCGAAAGGUGAUUGAAGUGAAGGAGCAAGCAGAACGUAAGGAUGUCCGUUGGAUCGAGGACGAAACUGAACGCACCAUUGUUGGUAAGCAAGGUGGCUGCAGUGCUUGGUACGUUCAAGGCGGCCGUAAUGUUGCUCUGUACCCGAGCUUCCAAGCACACUUUGCUCUCAGGGCGCGCUUUGUCAGGUGGCAAGAUUUUACUAUUGAUGGCAAGUCAGCUGGCUCUGCCCUUGGCUCUUGGACACGCCGUCUACUUCCUAUUGCUGGCGCUGUAGGCCUGGCUGCUGCCAUCGCUAACUAGUCUAUUCCCU
Protomyces lactucae-debilis is the source of this 1740-nucleotide messenger RNA. RefSeq names its product 4-hydroxyacetophenone monooxygenase. The record is from RefSeq and is a predicted model, not a curated record. The coding region runs from base 135 to 1730 and encodes 531 amino acids. Lineage: Eukaryota; Fungi; Ascomycota; Taphrinomycetes; Taphrinales; Protomycetaceae. The transcript is spliced from 2 exons.